Odontomachus brunneus is the source of this 557-nucleotide messenger RNA. RefSeq names its product acylphosphatase-1-like. The transcript is spliced from 4 exons. The coding region runs from base 65 to 439 and encodes 124 amino acids. Lineage: Eukaryota; Metazoa; Arthropoda; Insecta; Hymenoptera; Formicidae. The record is from RefSeq and is a predicted model, not a curated record. Gene Ontology annotation, molecular function: acylphosphatase activity.
ACUAGCGACAUCUAACCAAACAGUCGCCGCUUGUGGGACGUCUCGAUCGAGCUCCCCACGUCGAAUGAUUAGAUUCGCGUAUCUCGCGUGUUUGUCGUUCUCGUUGUUGUUCACCGGGCUGCCGCUAACGACAGCAGGAGGGACGGGGAUGUCGAAGUUGGUCGCGCUGGAUUUCGAAGUGUUCGGCAUCGUGCAAGGUGUAUUCUUCAGGAAGUAUACCCAAAAACGUGGUCAGGAAUUGGGCUUGACAGGAUGGUGCAGGAACACCCCGGACGGUACCGUCGCCGGCCACCUGCAGGGAGAGAAGAGACAAGUGGAGGAGAUGAAGCAUUGGCUUCGUCAUACCGGCAGUCCUCAGUCGCGAAUCGACAAAGCGGAGUUCCGUAACGAGAAGGAGAUCUCGGAGCUGUCGCUCUCGAAAUUCGAAAUACGGAAGUAGGAGCGAUAGAUCCGACGACUAAGAACAAUCCGCCGACGAUCUAGUAGAACCGAAUUAAGUCGUCGCUCAUGUGAUACGUACAAGAUCGUUAUUUAAAUAAAUACAAUAAUAAUUUAUA